AUGAAUCCGUCCCUCUCAAGUAUGGAGUCUGACGACCCCGAUGAUGACCUUGACAUGGAGGAUGAGUACCUGAAGGCAGUAGCUGCAGAAGAGAAGAGACAGAGUGGACAACUGAUGAGAACUGUUAAACGACUUCUCAAGGGGGCUCAACCUGGGAGGGUCCUUGGAGAUCGGAAAGUCCAAGUCGAUCUUUCUUACCUUUCAGACCCGGUAGCCAUGAACCGAACGAAAGUGGCAAUGGGGGCCCUGAUUAAAACCUUCACGCCAAUCCCAGGGAGGGUAGAACCAAUACAAGUGUCUGGGAAGGGAAUCUUUACAUUAAACGUGACAAAUCAAUACUUGUCUCCAGAUUCUGAUUCUUCUGAACCUGAGAAACCCAAGGCUCUGCAUCCUGCAACUACAUCAGAAAUAAAGAAACAUUCCCCACCACCAGUUGUUCUACAGGCUCUAGUGAACGGUGUAGAAUUAACUCCUAAGUAUACAGGGCUACCAAAGAAGAUAUUAAAGUACGGCGAUCUUGGGAUUACAGAGGCAGGAGUAGCUGCAGCAGUGAGAGCUAAUCCUGAGGCAAGAUUAGAAGAACUUCUCCUAUAUGUGUUGGGGCAAGCAGGUACUCAAAAGGAAAUAAGUCUAUAUAAGUUAAGAUAA
Arctia plantaginis is the source of this 648-nucleotide messenger RNA. Lineage: Eukaryota; Metazoa; Arthropoda; Insecta; Lepidoptera; Erebidae. The record is from the annotation of a GenBank genome assembly.